AUGAAGACGAAUCGUUUGGAAACGAGUAACCAGUUAGUGCAAGUAUUCUCGUCUUCUCCUUGCUUGCGAUCUGUUUCAUCUCAGCCGUUUCUGAUUACCAAAGAAAUUCAACAAUUGAUGAUGCUUUACACACCAAAUUAUUCAGGGCGAAAUAUUCACAUUAUAACGGCUGUAGACGUGUCUUCUAAGCUACUUCUGAAUGCGUGGAUAGCGUACGCUAAAGCUGAGGAGCCCAAUAUUUCGAAAAUAUACGACAUGAAAGUACCUAUCAAUGAAGAGAGCAUUAUCGUCAAGAAGUUACCAAUCACGAAUCCAUACAGUAUCCCACGUGCAUUUCGCCUCACUUCAUCUCGUUCGGAGCUUGUCGAAGUCGGCGACGAAAUGCUGCAGAUCCCUGGCCUUGGUUCAGUGACAACGACGCUUCUUUUCCACAACGUCAUUCGAAGUCCCAUCCGAUUAGAGGUGAUGAUAUUCGUGUUCAACGGCGAGACCGGGCAACAAGAAGAAACAAUCCAGCUCAACAUCACCUACAUCGAAUAG
Haemonchus placei is the source of this 540-nucleotide messenger RNA. The record is from the annotation of a GenBank genome assembly. Lineage: Eukaryota; Metazoa; Nematoda; Chromadorea; Rhabditida; Trichostrongylidae.